AGAAACAGAAACUAUACGAACGAAUGCUAGGAUUAGACUGAAGUUUUCUGUGUCAUUUUAAUGUCUACUCCAAUCUAGCCCGAAGGAUAUUUGAACUUACCUUUGGACUGACUUUCCCGACUUCUUCAGCUCCAUUACCCCGACCAAGAAACAAGAUCCAUUUCAGUUUGCCUGUCUCCUUAAUAAACGCUCCUUGUACCGCAUUUGGGUCCCUGAAUAUCUGUCAUAACACUAUGGAUGAAAAUGAAUAUGGCAUGAUUACUGAUGAGGAAGUGAAAGAUAUCAGAGAGGCACUGGAGAAGAGCACCUUGGCUACAGCAGCUGAAAAGAUUCAAGACUAUUUUAACCAACUAGAUCACACUACUCUGAACAUUGCUAUCACUGGAGAGUCCGGUUCUGGGAAGUCCACCUUUGUUAAUGCUUUCCGAGGGAUUCCAAAUGAUGAUGAAAUUAACGGAGCCCCCACUGGUGUAGUGGAGACUACCAUGGAUGCUAAAUCUUACCCCCACCCAAAGUAUCCCAAUGUCCAGCUGUGGGAUCUACCUGGAAUCGGAACCCCCAACUUCAAGGCAGACACAUACCUUCAGGAUGUGAAAUUUGAACGCUAUGAUUUCUUCAUCAUCAUUGCAUCAGAACGUUUCAAGUCCAGCAAUGUACAGCUGGCCUUGGAGAUCCAGGAAAUGAAGAAGAGUUUCUAUUUUGUACGCUCCAAGAUUGAUAAUGACAUUAGAGCAGAAAAACAAAAGAAAACCUUUGACCGUGAUAAGACAUUAGAAACAAUCCGAGAUGACUGUAUUAAAGGCCUUCAGAAACAGGGCUUAACUUCUCCCACAGUCUUCCUGAUUUCCAGCUUUGAACUGGGAGGCUAUGACUUCCCUUUACUUGAAGAGACCAUGGAGAAGGAGCUUCCCAUGCACAAGAGGCAUGUCUUCCUGUUGUCUCUGCCCAAUAUGAGCCAAAAAAUCAUUGAGAAAAAGAAGGCAGCCUUGAAGGCAGACAUAUGGAAAAUGGCUGUACUAUCAGGCACAAUAGCUGCCAUACCCAUCCCAGGCCUAUCAGUUGCUGUUGAUGUGACUAUUUUGGUCAAGCAGAUCUCCAGAUAUUACUUGGCAUUUGGUCUAGAUGAGGAUUCUUUGAGAAAUCUUUCUAGCAGAACAGGGGUACCUUUUGAAGACCUGAAAUCGGAUCUCAAAUCUCCCCUUAAUAAGGAGAUAACAGCUGAUGUGGUCAUUAAGCUGCUGACCAAGGCAGCUGGCGGUGGGUUAAUGCUUCUUGAGUACCUGGUGAGCAACAUUCCUGUUUUUGGAUCCAUGGCAGCUGGUGGGAUUUCCUUUGGGACCACCCGCUACAUGUUAAACAGCUGCCUGAAUGAGCUGGCUGAGGAUUCACACAGUGUGCUGAUGAAGGCUUUACAGACUCCAGUCUAACCCAAUAUACCAUCUAUACAUUCUUUACCUGCAUCAACUAAAUCUAUCACAUACACACGUUCAUGUCGGUCCAUUAUGUGUAUAACACUGUUAUUGGUAAGGUAGUAUAUUUAUGUUUUUAUAUAUAAUAAUUCAAUAUAUGGUAGAAUUAUUUACAAAAUAAUCACAUAACCUCUUAAUAUGCUAAUACAUAAUCAAUAUAAGUAUCAAGUUAAGAAACAAGGAAAAUUAUACUGCUUAUCUCUGUAUGAUUUCUGUCUAGCUGCUAUUCACUUGUCAUUUACUUAACACUUAACUCUGUAAUAUGUUAAAAUUUGUUAAACAUCUGCAGUUUGAAAAAUGACCAACUUCAAAUGGUUUACAUUUUAUUAUAUAAAAAAAUAUUGUGCCAAGGCUAAUAAAAAGACAAAAAUCUUUUACCAAGAUGCCUGUUUCUACAAUAUUGUGCAAGUUAGCAACACAUGUUAUGAUUAUCUAAAAGAAUAUCUGACC
Molecule: messenger RNA, 1919 nt
Organism: Paramormyrops kingsleyae
Lineage: Eukaryota; Metazoa; Chordata; Actinopteri; Osteoglossiformes; Mormyridae
Source: RefSeq, a predicted model, not a curated record